GCACUGGGAGUUGGAGCAUGAUUUGGGGUGAAGGUGUGUUUCCUGGGAGCUGUUUCCCUGCGGAGGAGUGCAAGUUACCGAAGGGCUGGGAAAGAAAUCAGACUUUGACCUCUGCCUUGCCAAGAAUUGACAGAGGAGGAAGCGACCUGUUGUGAAGAGGUUCCUGGAUGCGAGUGUGAACCGUCAGUUCAGACCUGUUCUCGUAACUGAAGGAGCUCCAGCCUCCCAGGGGAGAGUCUCAGCACCUCACCUCCCCGCUCCCACCCCCCUCCCUCCACUCCCCUGGGGAGGAAGGGUGAUAGUGGACAGGGUUAAAAAAAAACAUGCAGACGUGGCUCAAAGCGAAGCGAGUGGGGUUCUGUCUCAGCGAUAAGAAAAAGAAGAAGCUGAAUUUGGUGGUCUUUGCAGAGCUGUGUCGGACAAGAGGAAUUGAGGUUGUACAGAUCGAUCUGACGCGGUCAAUCGAAGAGCAGGGACCGUUCGACCUGAUCGUUCACAAGCUUUCAGACUUGAUGCGCGACGCCACUCAGAAUGACACCCAAUCCCAGCAGCUCGUCCAGAAAUUCCAGGACUAUGUUGAAGCCCACCCCCAAAUCAUCUUGUUGGAUCCCUUGCCGGCAAUGUGGAGACUUUCCGAUCGCUUUCAAUCCUACAAACUUAUUCAGGAGCUGCAGGCCCAGGACAAAGGUCGUUGGUUCUGCAAUCCUCCCUAUCUGGAGCUAGCCGCCGCAAACCAGAGUGAGAUCCAGCUUCAGAUUAAAGAACAAAACCUGACCUUUCCACUCAUUUGCAAAACCAGGGUUGCACAAGGAUCCAGCUCUCAUGAUAUGGCUCUUAUCUUCAACGAGGAUGGUCUGAGGGAUGUGACUCCACCCUGUGUCCUGCAGAGCUUCAUCAACCACAACGCCAUCCUCUACAAAAUCUUUGUCAUCGGCCAAUCAUAUUUUGUCGCCAAGAGGCCCUCUCUGAGGAACUUUGCAGUCGGCCAAUCAGAUCAGAAGACGAUAUUCUUCAACAGCCAUGAAGUCUCAAAGCCAGAAUCCUGCUCACAUUUAACGGAGAGAGGGGAAGGGGAUCGCCUUCCGAGUGGACCGUCUGACAGAAUCAUCCAGUUCAUCAGCCAAGGCCUUCAGGCAGCUCUGGGCUUGUCGCUGUUCGGGGUGGACGUGAUCGUGGAUAAUAAAACCAGCAAACUCGCACUGAUUGAUAUCAACGCAUUUCCAGGUUACGAGGGUGUCCCGGAAUUCUUCAGCGCUCUCUUGAACCACAUGGAGGCGCUAUUGCGGGAACGGGAGAGGGACCCGCAGGGACGAGGCCGAUUGGCCAAUCAGCCGGGAGCCGGCCGGUGGUGCCGGGACCUGCCGGAGGCCUGGUCACCCGCCUCCAUCUCUAACCGUGCCAACGGCCUGGCCAGCGAGGGUUGGGAGCCAGAGGAAACUCCCAUGGGGAAGCGGGCAUCGGAGUCUGGCCGCUUCCAGGACUUUUCCUUACCGCCGGCCGGCCUGUGCCAGUCCACCUGUGAAUAACCAUCCUCCACCAUCUCCCCCCCCCCAUUAGACGCCCUCCAUUAAAAACGAAACACCAGUUGGGCAAAGCAGCAAUGGGAGCUUGUACCUUCAGGACGUAGACAUAGAACAUAGAACAUCCGAGUGCAGUACAGGCCCUUUGGCCCUUGAUGUUGUGCCGACCUGUGAAACUAAUCUAAAGCCCAUCUAACUUACACUUCCAUUUUCAUCCAUAUGUCUAUCCAAUGACCAUUUAAAUGCCCUUAAAGUUGGCGCAUCUACUACUGUUGCAGGCAGGGCGUCCCAUGCCCAUACUACUCUCUUGAGUAGAGAAACUACCUCUGACAUCUGUCCUAGAUCUAUCACCCCUCACUUUAAAACUAUGUCCCCACGUGCUAGCCAUCACUCGAAAUUCCUUCUCCACAGAAGAUGGUGUUAUUUGACACCCUCGAAUCUAGGGCUCAUAAAAUCCCUACUGUGGAAACAGGCCCUUCGGCGCAACAAGUCAGCACUGACCCUCCAAAGAUUAUCCCACCCAGAUCCAUUCCCCUACUAUUUUGCAUUUCCCCUGGCUAAUGCACCUCACCUACACAUCCCUGAACACUGGGCUGUUUAGCACAACCAAUCCACCCUAAGCUACACGUCUUUGGAUUGUGGGAGGAAACCGGAGCACCCGGAGGAAACCCACGCAAACACGGGGAGAACAUGCAAACUCUGCACAGACACCUGAGGCUGGAAUUCAACCCGGGUCCCUGGUGCUGUGAGGCAGCAGCGCUAACCAUUGAGCCACCAUGCCAUCUGUGUUUGAGGGUCUGUGUUUGAAAGGUUGUGUCCAAGGGUCUGUGUUUGAGUGUCUGUGUUAAUGAUUGAAAAGGCUCGGUCAGUCUCUGAGGGUCUGUGUUUGAGGCUUUGUGUUUGAGGAGCUGGAUGAGGGAUUAUUCAGCAACUGAAAAGCCUCCGGAAUCACGUAUAACUCCUUCCAGAUAUGAUCCUCUGCACAGACUGGUGUUUCUGAACCCCCAGCCUCUCAGAUACUUGCUGCUCUGUGCUGGAUUACACAAACUUUACUGUAGUUGAUCUCUUAUCAACGGUUUCAUGAAGUGAUUAGAAACUACUGACGGUUUCUACAUCUUGUUUUAUAGCUGUGUGUAUAAAUAUGCAAAAUGUUUGACUGAAAUUCAAGUCCAUUUUUUUAAGAGGACUGUUUUUUCCCCUGAAAUGCUGUAAUGUCUUGA
Messenger RNA from Hemiscyllium ocellatum (epaulette shark), 2740 nucleotides. Its product is annotated as inositol-tetrakisphosphate 1-kinase-like. Gene Ontology annotation, molecular function: ATP binding; inositol-1,3,4-trisphosphate 6-kinase activity; magnesium ion binding. Lineage: Eukaryota; Metazoa; Chordata; Chondrichthyes; Orectolobiformes; Hemiscylliidae. The transcript has 10 exons. Gene Ontology annotation, biological process: inositol trisphosphate metabolic process. The coding region runs from base 324 to 1526 and encodes 400 amino acids. The record is from RefSeq and is a predicted model, not a curated record. Gene Ontology annotation, cellular component: cytoplasm.